Molecule: messenger RNA, 5797 nt
Organism: Gekko japonicus
Lineage: Eukaryota; Metazoa; Chordata; Lepidosauria; Squamata; Gekkonidae
Gene: RB1
Product: retinoblastoma 1
Exons: 30
Coding region: 1-2757 (918 amino acids)
Biological process (GO): regulation of transcription by RNA polymerase II; cell differentiation; cell morphogenesis involved in neuron differentiation
Cellular component (GO): nucleus; Rb-E2F complex; chromatin
Molecular function (GO): RNA polymerase II transcription regulatory region sequence-specific DNA binding
Source: RefSeq, a predicted model, not a curated record
AUGGCCGGCCCUACUGUGGAUUUUCAGAAAGCGGAGGCCGCCUCGGCCAGCCAGGGCGCCUGCCCGGCUCUCCCAGCGGGGGACGUCGCCCCGUCGCCGCCGGCCCCUGACAGGUUACCUUUUUCCGAAACAGACUUUGUUGCCUUGUGUGAUGCUUUACGGGUAACUGACAGCAUAAGAGCAAUUGCUUGGCAGUCGUAUGAAAAAGUGUUAUGUACAUGCGGAACUAUAGAAGGCCAUCUUAAAAAAGAGCUGUGGGGGAUCUGUAUUUUUGCUGCAGCAGCUGACUUGGACGAGAUGACCUUCACGUUUACAGAACUUCUGAAAUGUCUGAGUAUUAGCAUAUGCAAAUUUGUCAAUCGGAUUGAAGAAAUGGAUGAUACAAUGGACACAAUAAGUACUAAAGUGGGUAGUAUUGUAUUACGCCUGAAGAAGAAAUAUGACGUAUUGUUUGCACUAUACCAGAAGUUAGAAAGGACUUGGGGACAGAUCUACGUUGACCAGCCUAGUGAUCAAAAUUCAUCCGAACGAAGUUCUUCAUUAGUUCUGAAAUUAUGCUGGAUCACAUUUCUUUUGGCAAAAGGGAAAGUGUUGCAGAUAGAAGACGAUCUGGUCAUCUCCUUCCAGCUACUACUUUGCGUUCUUGAUUAUUUUAUCAAGCUGUUGCCUCCUGCCGUACUCAAGGAACCAUACAAAUCUACCGUGAGUGCCUUGUCUGCUAAUAGCUUAACACGAACUCCUAGACGUCAGAACAGAAGUAUGCGUGCAUCAAAACAAACAGAUACAGAUAUAAAGGUUAUUGAGGAACUUUGCAAGGAACAUGAUUGUAAUUUGGAUGAGGUGAAAAAUGUUUACUUCACUAGUUUUAUUCCAUUCUUGAAUUCAGUGGGUAUUACAGCUUCCAGUGGACUUCCAGAGGUUGAGAAUAUAUCAAGCAAAUACGAAGAAAUGUAUCUGAGAAACAAGGAUAUCGAUGCUAGGUUGUUUCUGGAGAACGAUGAAACUUUACAAAAUCACACAGAAUGUUUGCAGUUGGAGAGAACACCAACAAAAAAUAACCCAGAUGAAGAUCCUUCAGGUGUGCUUCAACAGACCCCUGUCCGGGCUGCCAUGAAUACUAUUCAGCAGUUAAUGAUGAUUUUAAACUCUGCAAGUGACGAGCCGUCAGACAACCUUGUCUCCUAUUUUAACAACUGCACAAAUCUUAGUUGUGUCUUCAAGCAGAAAUUUGCUGAAGCAGUUGGGCAAGGAUGUAUUGAAAUUGGAUCACAGCGGUACAGGCUCGGAGUGCGGCUAUACUACAGAGUGAUGGAAUCGAUCUUAAAAUCGGAAGAAAAACGACUGUCAAUUCACAAUUUUAGCAAACUUUUGAACAACAACAUCUUCCACGUCUCUUUGCUGGCCUGUGCCCUUGAGGUUGUUAUGGCUACAUAUGGCACCCCAAGGAACGCUUCACUGAACGACCGCACGAUUAUGGAAACAGACCUGUCUUUCCCAUGGAUUAUCAACAUACUUGACUUAAAAGCCUUCGACUUGUACAAGGUUAUCGAAAGCUUUAUUAAGGCAGAACCAAACCUCACAAGAGAAAUGAUAAAACACCUGGAAUGCUGUGAACACCGUAUCAUGGAAUCCCUCGCUUGGCAGUCGGAUUCACCGUUAUUUGAGCUUAUAAAGCAGUCAAAGGAACGAGACGGACAGGCUGACCAGCUUGAGCCCGUCGGCAACCUUACCCAGCCUCCGCAGCAUAAUCACACUGCCGCAGACCUAAAGGAACGAGACGGACAGGCUGACCAGCUUGAGCCCGUCGGCAACCUUACCCAGCCUCCGCAGCAUAAUCACACUGCCGCAGACCUAUAUCUCUCCCCGAGUUCGACCUACUCCGCUGCCAGACCACAGAAAUCCACUUCUCUCUCGCUUUUUUACAAAAAAGUGUACUGGCUGGCUUACCUGCGAUUGAACAACUUAGCUUCACGUCUUCUUCCCGACCACCCGGACCUGGUGCAUUUGAUCUGGACGCUUUUUCAUCACACGCUGCAAAAUGAAUAUGAGCUUAUGAAAGACAGGCACUUAGACCAGAUUAUGAUGUGUUCAAUGUACGGCAUAUGUAAGGUGAAGAACAUCGACCUCACAUUUAAAACCAUCGUGACGGCGUAUAAAGAACUCCCUAAUACAAACCAAGAGACUUUCAAGUGUGUUUUGAUCAGGGACGGAAGAUACGAUUCCAUUAUCGUCUUCUACAACUUGGUGUUUAUGCAGAAACUGAAAACUAACAUUUUGCAGUAUGCUUCCAACAGACCUCCAACAUUGUCACCUAUACCACACAUUCCCCAGAGCCCUUACAAGAAUAAUUCUCCUUUACGUGUUCCGGCGGGGAAUAAUAUCUACAUCUCACCUUUGAAAAGUCCCUCCAAAUUCUCUGAGAGGCUGUUGUCUCCCAACAAAAUGACACCGGGAUCAAGGAUAUUGGUGUCAAUAGGUGAAUCCUUUGGGACUGCUGAAAAGUUUCAGAAGAUAAAUCAGAUGAUGUGCAGCAGCGAUCGCCACCUGAAACGUGGGUCGGAAAUGAGCGGUGGGCCCAAACCUCUGAAGAGGCUGCGCUUUGAUACAGAAGAGCAGGAUGAAGCAGACGGCAGGGAGCACCUCUCUGGAGAGUCCAAGUUCCAGCAGAAGCUUGCAGAAAUGACAUCCACUCGGACCAGGAUACAAAACCAGAAGCUAAAUGAUGGAGCUGACAUGUCUACCCCUGAUCAAAAGUGAAGUCCCCUGCAGGCCGUAGGACACGCACUCUGGUGCUUUGCUAACUCUCACUGGGCCCCUGGGCAUACAGAUCUUAGCUUCUCCUUUUUUAACCAUAGCUAAUUUGAAGUAGUUGGGCUUUUUUUUAACUUCUGUUUUCCCCCAACGCUUAUGCUAUUGAUGCAGCAUGUAUGCAAUAUUAUCUACUUAAUUGUUAAUUUAUAUAAAUUGGGGGGUGGGAUUAAGUGAACAUUUCUUUGUUUCCCAAUGUAGCAUUGCUGGACUGGUUUGAUACCAUCUCGUUCUAUUUUUACUGAAUUCCUUUUUUUUUUGGGGGGGGGAAUGUUUGAAGUUUAAGUAGAAUUAGUUGAAAUGCACUAAUGCCAUUUUAAUAUUAGAAUUUGAUGCACUAUUUACUUUUCCAUAAAUUAGAAUCCAAAUACUGCAGUGUUUAAAAAAAAUGCAGUUUCCACUCUGUAGUCCACGGAGUCUCAGUGACGUGUGCAGAAGUAUCUGCAGGACUGCGCCCUACAACUCUGUGUAGAACUUGACAGUGAGGUGUAAACUCGGUGUCUCGCCAUACUACUGAAACAAACAAACAAAAAUCCCUAUACCUCAUUAACAUUUCCAUCUUUUACCCCCUUUUGUAAUGUUAAAACAUGCACUUAUUUGUUAUCAGCUAGCCUGGUUGGAUUUUACUAAAUUAUUCUGGAAGCCCAAAUCGCAGUUCUUCCCUCUGCAGUACAUAAUACCCAAAGUGCACUUUUCUGUCUGCAUCAUGAACAAAGAAAGAGGUUAAAAAUGCCAUAGAGUUAAUGGCUCUAGACGCAUUAGCUUCAUGCAAAUCAGUACUUGGAUUGUAAACACUGAAUAUGUAAAGAGACGAAACGGAAACCCUUGGGAUUUUACUAGAAAUAGGUUUAUUUAAGACUUUGGAUAGAAAACUGCAAGUAUCCUAUUUUAUUAUGACUGUGUAUUCCGGAUAAUUGGCAACUGUACACUAGAAGUAUUGUUCUGCAUACUAAUGUUACUCCUUUAAGGAUAAAUAAAAAAAAAGGUUUUAAAAUAACACUGGUUUGUUACAAAAAUGACAUACAGCAAAUGUAACCUGUCACUUCAGAACUUUGUCACAUAGCUCAGGAAAAGAGAGGUUUUCUAGCUUCAUGCUAUCUGACUUUCAGAGUGUGUUUUAGUUUCCUGCUGGGUACAAAAUGCUCAGUAGAGAUUAGAAUAAUACAAAUGUACAUUUUUAGAAAUUAUUAUAAUACAGUAGAAAAGACCAAGGGGGCAACACUGAUUGUUUGUAUGAUUUUAUUAAUGAUUACAAUGUUAACAGAUUUCUACACUUGGAAUGUAGAUGGAAUUUAACUUUAAUGUGACCCACACACACACACUACUGUCAGUACACUGUGAUGUAAACUUUGUUCCAGUCAAUAAUUAUUUUUCAAUCAAAAGUUAGUUCCUUGCACGUUGAAAACUCCAGUUAACCAGAAUGCUAAUCCUCACUAGAAGUAUCUCCGUAAAACAUUUAAAAUUCCGAAUCUUAGCUUUCCUUGUUUUAAGUAAAACUUCAUCUAAUGGUGCUGGUAGCCCUAUCUAUACAAAGCUACUAGAGGUCACUAAGAUAUGAAAUUUUGGAGUUUAAAUCCUUUAAAGAAAAAUCAAAGCCUCUUCUAAUUUAGAUUAGCUCCUUUCUGGCUACACGCGGGGGAACUGAGCAUCUGAAAUUGCCCCCCCCCCCAGCUGAUCUGUGAGGGCCUUUCUAUACCACUAGCUCCUAGAUACAAAAUAUGAGUGGAGUUCACUCACAAAAUAGCCUGAAUGCUGGAGUUCAGUUUUCAAAUACUCACAUGCAAAGCUGUGCCCCAUGUACUUGGAAGGUUUUUGGGACACUUGUGUGUACGAAGAAUUCAAAUCAAUAUAUUCAUAAUAAUCCGACAGCUGAAUAGUCGCUGUUGAUUUUUUUUUUAAGUACAUCUAACUGGAAAAAAGGUAAGAAUUUUAAAUCUGUGAGCUCUAGAGGGACGCAUGCAUCCAGACACUUCUGAGUGGCUCCCUCUCAACAGAGUUGCCCCAGAGUGCUCAUUUACGCUCCCAUUUAAAGUGAAAAGUCCGGGGAAAUACAAGAAAGGCCUAGCAGCAGCUUCCCUUUAAACUAUGUAUGCGGCUUGCUUGCUUUUAACUUGGGAAAGGCAGCUGCUGGGAAAAGUUUGUGGAAAUCGUGCCAAGUGCAGUCUCAGAAGCUUGGAUGGGAGUGCGGUGAAGCAGGAACUAUUUAUAUUACACAAGAGCAGAGAAAGUGGUUUGGUACUGCGUGGGUGGUUCUUCACUAACCUACGAUUUAGGGUUUUGAAGCUUCUCUCUGAAGAAGUGAGCUCUGUCCCACAAAAAAUAUACUACACAACAAAUCUGUUAGGUCUUUAAACUGCCAUGUUUCUCUAGUGGCACUGGCCUUUCCUACCUAGUCAACAAACCUUAAGUGCCCCUUUCUUUAAAGGGAGUGGCAGGGUCCGGAUUCCCCCUCCUCCAGUUGCAAUUCAGUGACAUCCCCCCCCCAUUUGGUUCUCAGGGGUUAGCAGAACCUCAGUAACAUGAAAAUGGGGGGCUCUGCAGUGUGUGUGUGGGGGGGAACUGGUAGGAAUUGCCACACCCCCUCUUCAGGACACUUAACUCAAGUAAUCAGAAUGUGGUUGGAUACAUACCUAAACGUUUAGAUGGAAAGCACAGGUAGAAUAGCUCAUUAACAAAUUCAAGCACAAGGAAGGCUCAGACACUCACACUGAAAGGGACAGGUUUUUUUUACACGUUUACGUGUAGAACAAGGUCCGGUACUCUCUGCAGAUGGGAUGUGGGGCUGCAGUGGAGGAAUCCAGCGAGCAGAGCAGCAAAUCAAAGAGGCAAAGGAAAGGGAGCAGGUCUCUAGAGCUUCCCAGCACAACAUUUAACCGGUCGAGUUCUUCUUACACCACCUAUAUGCUAUUUUGCAUUUGCAUGGUAUGUGAUCUUUUCCAAACGUUUUCAGAACAAGACUUCAAGGAAAAGGAGCUAGUUCAUAUGAAUG